CUGCGGCCACCGUUUCUGCGACACCUGCCUGCAGGAGUUCCUCAGCCUGGGCCGGCUCCUGCCCUCACAUAUGCUCCGGCACAAGCUGCGGGACUGCCCCCUCCCCCUCGGCAGUGUACAUACACAUUUACUCUCCUACAGACACAGCCCCAUUGUCUCCGCCACUGCUCUUCCCCGGCCCUCUGGGUUCCAGAUGAGGCCAGCUGAGCCCCCCGAACCCCCACAGCUGACCCACCCUGACUGCCUCGGGGAAGGAGCGGGGGAGGGGGCCGACUGGCCCGAUUCUUUCCACCACCUUCUUGGCCCCCUCUCUGCCCCUCCCCCUCCCGGAAAUCCCCUCUUCCUCUCCCACUCCCACACCCCCUCCCCCCCAUCCUGUCUUCUUCCCUGGGCCUUGGCCUCCACUGCACAGCCUGGAGCAGCCUCUGCCCUGCCUGUCCCUCAUCCCCCAGUGCCUGAGCUGUGUUACUGAGGCUUCUGAACAGGGGAGAGAGGUGGCUGGGUGGGCCCUGCUCCUCACCCGCCACAGUACAAGCACAAGUGAGGGUGUCCACAGCCCUGGCUGGGCCCCAAGCUGCAGGCUAAGCUUCUGCCUGAAGCCUAGGGACUUGCCUCCAUCCCCUCCCUUUCUCCAAAACCACUAAGUCAGCACAUUCCUGAAGCAGCCAAGUGGACCCCCUCCCCCUGGGCCCACCCCUCUUUCCCCACUCUUGCCUGAGCUGUUAGGUUGGCCCAGGAAGGCUGGUUGCCCUGUGGGCAGACACACCCCUUCAGUGCCUGCACUUGUAUUGUCCUUGGCAUUGAAGCAUGGCCAGUGGUAGUGGGAUCAAGGGGAGGAGGUGGGUGCUAGAAAUCCUUGGGGCAGUUGGGGCAUGGACUGCCCGGGUCCUGGAGAGUGCCUCUAGAACUGGGCUCCCAUGCUAGCUCUGGGUCCGCCUCGCUCCCUGCCUGCCUUCCACCUACCUGACUCAGACCUGCCAGGAAUGCCCUGCCCCAGGGUCCUGAGUCCUGCUGGGUGAGCCCUUGCUCUGCCUGAGCCAUGCCAGGCAUGUGCGACUGGCCCUGGCUGGGGUCAGCAAGGGCAUGUCGACAGAAAGAAGCAUACCAACAGGCUCCUUGGGUGCUGACAGCCAGUGAAGGAGUCUUCAAGUGCCCUGAGGACCAGCUUCCUCUGGACUAUGCCAAGAUCUACCCAGACCCGGAGCUGGAAGUACAAGUAUUGGGCCUGCCUAUCCGCUGCAUCCACAGUGAGGAGGGCUGCCGCUGGAGUGGGCCACUACGUCAUCUACAGGGCCACCUGAAUACCUGCAGCUUCAACGUCAUUCCCUGCCCUAAUCGCUGCCCCAUGAAGCUGAGCCGCCGUGAUCUACCUGCGCACUUGCAGCACGACUGCCCCAAGCGGCGCCUCAAGUGCGAGUUUUGUGGCUGUGACUUCAGUGGGGAGGCCUAUGAGAGCCAUGAGGGUAUGUGCCCCCAGGAGAGUGUCUACUGUGAGAAUAAGUGUGGUGCCCGCAUGAUGCGGCGGCUGCUGGCCCAGCAUGCCACCUCUGAGUGCCCCAAGCGCACUCAGCCCUGCACCUACUGCACUAAGGAGUUCGUCUUUGACACCAUCCAGAGCCACCAGUACCAGUGCCCAAGGCUGCCUGUUUCCUGCCCCAACCAGUGUGGUGUGGGCACUGUGGCUCGGGAGGACCUGCCAGGCCAUCUGAAGGACAGCUGUAACACCGCCCUGGUGCUCUGUCCAUUCAAAGACUCCGGCUGCAAGCAUAGGUGCCCUAAGCUGGCAAUGGCACGGCAUGUGGACGAGAGUGUGAAGCCACAUCUGGCUAUGAUGUGUGCCCUGGUGAGCCGGCAACGGCAGGAGCUGCAGGAGCUUCGGCGAGAGCUGGAGGAGCUAUCAGUGGGCAGUGAUGGCGUGCUCAUCUGGAAGAUUGGCAGCUAUGGACGGCGGCUACAGGAGGCCAAGGCCAAGCCCAACCUUGAGUGCUUCAGCCCAGCCUUCUACACACAUAAGUAUGGUUACAAGCUGCAGGUGUCUGCAUUCCUCAAUGGCAAUGGCAGUGGCGAGGGCACACACCUCUCACUGUACAUUCGUGUGUUGCCUGGUGCCUUUGACAAUCUCCUUGAGUGGCCCUUUGCCCGCCGUGUCACCUUCUCCCUGCUGGAUCAGAGCGACCCUGGGCUGGCUAAACCACAGCACGUCACUGAGACCUUCCACCCCGACCCAAACUGGAAGAAUUUCCAGAAGCCGGGCACGUGGCGGGGCUCUCUGGAUGAGAGUUCUCUGGGCUUUGGUUAUCCCAAGUUCAUCUCCCACCAGGACAUUCGAAAGCGAAACUAUGUGCGGGAUGAUGCAGUCUUCAUCCGUGCUGCUGUUGAACUGCCCCGGAAGAUCCUCAGCUGAGUGCAGGCGGGGUUCGAGGGGAAAGGACGAUGGGGCAUGACCUCAGUCAGGCACUGGCUGAACUUGGAGAGGGGGCCGGACCCCCGUCAGCUGCUUCUGCUGCCUAGGUUCUGUUACCCCAUUCUCCCUCCCCCAACCACCACCCUCAGGUGCCUCCAAUUGGUGCUUCAGCCCUGACCCCUGUGGGAACAGGUCUUGGGGUCAUCAAGGGCUGGAAACGAGUGACCCCAGGGCCUGUCUCCCUUCUUGGGUAGGGCAGACAUGCCUUGGUGCCGGUCACACUCUACCCGGACUGAGGUGCCUGCUCAGGUGCUAUGUCCCAAGAGCCAUAGGGGGGUGGGAGUUGGGGAGGGAGAAAGGGUAGUUCAAAGAGUCUGUCUUGAGAUCUGAUUUUUCCCCCUUUCCCUAGCUGUGCCCUCUCUGGUUAUUUAUUUCCUUAGUGCCAGGAGGGCACAGCGGGGAUCCCUGAUUUUUAAUAAAUCCGGAAUUGUAUUUAUUAA
Messenger RNA from Nomascus leucogenys (northern white-cheeked gibbon), 2904 nucleotides. RefSeq names its product TNF receptor associated factor 4 (gene TRAF4). Gene Ontology annotation, molecular function: protein binding; zinc ion binding. The record is from RefSeq and is a predicted model, not a curated record. The coding region runs from base 1040 to 2404 and encodes 454 amino acids. The transcript is spliced from 8 exons. Lineage: Eukaryota; Metazoa; Chordata; Mammalia; Primates; Hylobatidae. Gene Ontology annotation, biological process: signal transduction; activation of NF-kappaB-inducing kinase activity; positive regulation of JNK cascade.